This is a messenger RNA of Myotis lucifugus (little brown bat), 201 nucleotides long. RefSeq names its product barrier to autointegration factor 2 (gene BANF2). Bases 1 to 201 code for a protein of 66 amino acids. Gene Ontology annotation, molecular function: DNA binding. Lineage: Eukaryota; Metazoa; Chordata; Mammalia; Chiroptera; Vespertilionidae. The record is from RefSeq and is a predicted model, not a curated record. The transcript has 2 exons.
AUGGCUGUCACAGGAAAGAAUGAACAUCCUGGCUUCGAGGUGGCCACUGUCCAGGCCUACACCCUGCUGGGACAGUUUCUUCUGAUGCACAAGAACGAAAUGGAGUUUCAGAGAUGGCUCAUUUGUUGUUGUGGUGCCACAGAGCGUGAGGCCCAGGAGAGCACUAUCUGCCUGAAGGAGUGGUGCUCCUGCUUCCUCUGA